This is a messenger RNA of Phalacrocorax carbo (great cormorant), 8208 nucleotides long. The record is from RefSeq and is a predicted model, not a curated record. Lineage: Eukaryota; Metazoa; Chordata; Aves; Suliformes; Phalacrocoracidae.
CGGGAAGGCAGGCGGGCGGCAGGGCUGCGGUGGGCGCGGGAGGCGGCGCCGCGCGGCUGGGGCGUCCGCAGCGCUGAGAGGGCAGGCUCGGCCCCGCCGCCGCCGCCGCCGCCGCACAGGCCUCCGCCCGGACCCCCCCCUUCCCUUCCCUUCCCCCGCACCCAGAGAGGCGCCCGGCGUCAGCGGACCUCCAUGUACGACAAUUUGUACCUGCAUGGAUUUGAAGACUCGGAGGCGGGCUCAGCAGAUUCGUACACAAGCAGACCCUCAGACUCUGAUGUCUCUUUGGAAGAAGACAGGGAAGCAAUCCGCCAAGAAAGAGAACAACAAGCAGCUAUACAACUUGAAAGGGCAAAGUCCAAACCAGUAGCAUUUGCUGUUAAGACUAAUGUGAGUUACUGUGGAGCUCUGGAUGAAGAUGUUCCUGUCCCGAGCACUGCCAUCUCUUUUGAUGCCAAGGACUUCCUACACAUUAAAGAGAAAUACAAUAAUGACUGGUGGAUAGGGAGACUGGUUAAGGAGGGCUGCGAGAUUGGCUUUAUUCCAAGCCCACUUAGACUGGAGAAUAUCCGCAUUCAACAGGAGCAGAAGAGAGGACGUUUCCAUGGAGGGAAAUCAAGCGGAAAUUCUUCUUCAAGUCUCGGAGAAAUGGUUUCUGGCACAUUUCGAGCCACACCCACUUCCACGGCAAAACAGAAACAAAAAGUGACAGAACAUGUUCCCCCCUAUGAUGUAGUACCAUCGAUGAGACCUGUUGUCUUGGUGGGGCCAUCACUGAAAGGCUAUGAGGUGACAGACAUGAUGCAGAAAGCUCUCUUUGACUUCCUGAAGCACAGGUUUGAUGGGAGGAUAUCAAUAACUAGAGUGACAGCUGACAUUUCUCUUGCUAAGAGGUCUGUUCUAAAUAAUCCAAGCAAGAGGGCAAUAAUUGAGCGGUCAAAUACAAGAUCCAGUUUAGCGGAAGUACAGAGUGAGAUUGAAAGAAUCUUUGAGCUGGCAAGGUCCUUACAACUGGUUGUCCUAGAUGCAGACACUAUAAAUCACCCUGCACAACUUAUCAAGACGUCUUUAGCACCAAUUAUUGUCCAUGUUAAAGUGUCUUCUCCAAAGGUUUUGCAGCGACUGAUCAAAUCUAGAGGAAAGUCACAAAGUAAACACUUGAAUGUUCAGUUGGUGGCAGCUGAUAAACUUGCACAAUGCCCACCAGAAAUGUUUGACGUAAUUUUGGAUGAAAAUCAGCUCGAAGAUGCUUGCGAACACUUGGCAGAAUAUCUUGAGGCAUACUGGCGUGCUACUCACACCACCAGUAGCACACCCAUGACUCCUCUCCUUGGGCGAAAUCUAGGAUCCACCGCACUUUCUCCAUAUCCUGCUGCAAUCUCUGGAUUACAGAGCCAGCGUAUGAGGCACAGCAGCCAUUCUACAGAGAACUCUCCAAUUGAGCGACGAAGUCUAAUGACCUCAGAUGAAAAUUAUCACAAUGAAAGGGCUCGGAAGAGCAGGAACCGCUUGUCUUCCAGUUCCCAACACAGCCGAGAUCACUAUCCUCUAGUGGAAGAAGAAUACUCUGACUCGUACCAGGACACUUACAAACCCCAUAGGAACCGAGGAUCCCCUGGAGGAUAUAGCCAUGAUUCACGACAUAGGCUUUGAGUUCAAGAACCUGGGGAAAAAAUAGUAUUCAUCAGUUGAUAACUUGCCAUAACGUAGCUAGGAAAAAACCAAAAUCAUCUUAAUUUGGCAGAUGUAACACGGUUAUACUGAAGUUGCACUCUGCUGCCGUUCGAUGUUUAGUAGGGGGCAAAAAGAAGUUACCAUGCCCUUACGUUUAUGCCCGAUCAUAUAGGUUGUUCUUCCGAUAUUUUUUUUUUAGUACAGCAUUUGCAUUUAUAGCCAUACAUUUUCUUGUCUUAUUAGACACAUCUGUUUGUAAUUUAGGGUACUUCUCAAGGCACUAAUAAAAUAAUUUCCUGUGCUGGAAAUUCCAAAUGACCAGUUCCAGUUGGAACCAAUUUAUAAACCAAUUCCUGUUGGAAUUUGGGUGAAUUGACUGGAAAGUCGACUUGAGCAUGUUGCAAUCAAUUGAAAAAAAAAAAAAAAACAACAAAAAAAACCAAAUGAAAAAUCUGAAAAUUACAAACCACUAGAAGCCAGAAAGUCAGCUGCAGUAUUUGUUUGCCGGAAGCUCAAUUUACUUUUAAAGUUAGAAUAAAAGGAUUUAUUCUAACUACUUAUUUCCAGAAUGUAAACUCCUCAGAGUGCCAAAUAUCACAAAUUAUUGCAGCAGUUACAAAAUACUUUCCAGUUUGAAAUUAUUUUUAGACCCGGCAUGAAUGUUGCAGCAAAAUGAUUUCUUUAGUUUCGCCGGUACUGACGUGUUGUUGCGGUCAGCAAUGAUGAACCCUGACAGGAUAAGGGGAAACAGGAACAGGAAACUGAACAAACUUAUGCAUAGUUUGUAUGGUUCGAAGUUGAGAAUGGUCUUUCUUUUUUUCCUCUGGUUUACCUGAGUACAGCUAGUAGUCCCAAAAUGGAACAUUAGUGUAUAGAUACAUCAUAUUUUCUUCCCAUUUUUAGUAUUCUGCCUUUUUACAUGAAAACAGUACACUUCUCUUACCCAGUAUGUAGAGUACCUACGUUCCAGUACAUCUGAGUACCUACCUGUGUGUUACAUCUUUCAGAACCCAUCUCUGAAUGUCUGACAAUGCCAGCGUUGCACGAGAACUCUCCAGAAGAUCAGUUUAAAUUUCAGUAGUGAAAUCUGAGGGAAGGGGGCAGGGUUAAAUACUCGCAAACGAUGAACGUUUGAAAUAACAUUGGUCAGAAUGAGCUUGCCAUAAAAAUGGAGUGUCGGGGGAAAAAAAUCUGCUCCCAGUAAAGUCAUCAAGCUGACAUUUUUAAGUCAAAGAACUAUGAUAAAUCUUUGGAGAUAUUGCUGCCUUACUUCCUAACAAUCGCUUCUUUUCACCUAUUUCAGUCUCCAGUUUCUUUAAAUAGAUAAAUUUAUGUGAUGGGACCUUCUGUCUUACCUGAUCAGUGAAGCCUUAGAUCCAAUAUGAUUGAAGAAUUGACCAUAACUGACCGUUUUGUACAAUCCACUAAGGUUUUAAGCAGAGAUUCCUGAAAUCCCCCGCUGCACGCGCUUUCUAAAAUUGACAGAACUAUGCCGAGCACGCAUUUCUUUAAUGCAGGUUCACGUCAAAACUGUUUUUUAAAAAAUGAGGAUCAUUAACUUUUAUAUUUGCUUAUUUUCUUCCCAAAGCCUGCUAAAAGUAGGGUUUAAAAGCAUGUAGCACUAAAUUAAUUUCCUGAAUAUUACGGUUUCUUCUCCUUUGUGGACCAGUUAGCAGAGAUCACUGGUAUUUUCCACCACCGUUGAGUCUGGUUAUCUUCUUGGCGUUAACAACGAGAAAAGUAAUUCAUCUCAUAUCUGGUACAACCAAAAACGAUGUACAUCUCUAGCAGCAUUUAAAGAUUGCGGAUGCAUGAUUAAUUUUUUAAACAACUUCACUGCCUAAAAGGCGGCCUUCAGCACCACUAGAUGAUCCGAAUGGGCCAGUUACCAAGAAAAAAAAUAAAGAAAGAAAAUAUCUGCAUCCAUUGGAGUAACAGAGUGAGGAACGGGUAUGACAGACCUGAUCCUGUGUGGUUUUCUCAGGCUGAAUGCCUGCAGAUCCCCAAAGAGCAUUUAGGCUGCGAAGGCACAGCAAGAUCUGGUCUGGGACCGGUAGCUUCGGCUGCCUUCUCUAAUACUUUCUGCUAUAGCACAGUGGAGCAUUCUCCAGUAAUUUUUACAGAUCUUUGUUACAUGUACAGCACACGUACCUGCAUGAGAAAGGAGGCGUUAGGCAAAACAUUUUUUCUAUAAGCUUCAAUAAGUUUCUUGUUUGUGUGCAUUAAAGUAUUAAUUGCAAAGGAUGCACUGAGAUGUAUAAACCUAGAUUAGAGAGCUGUUUAUCUUUAUUCUGUAGUAGCGUUAGGGAUCAGAUCAUUUAACUGCUUGAAGAUAUUUGCAUUUUAACGGCAGGUAGCUGCGAAGCACCUACAUAUAUUUUCUAGUAAACAAGGUUACUGCUUUAUCAUUUCCUCGACAAGAAUGUCAUUUAUUUCUAGAGCCUUUUGGAGCCUUGUUUUGAAGUCUUCCAUGUCAUGCUAGUAACAGGAAAGAUCUCCACAACGCGUAUGCACAAAUUCCAUGACCUGCAGCAUCUGAAGUGCCAAAACUACUUUCUUUGUUCCAAUAAAAACAAGCUCGUGAGGGAAGUCGCGUAUUGUCUUGAACGAACACAUCAAGUUCCCUUAUUACGUGGGUUUAAGUUUACUUUACUCUUGUAUGUAAUUAGUUUACCCUCGCCUCUCCCACUGCCCAUUCCAUUUCAAUAUAAGAAACUGGUUAUAAGUGAUCCAGCAGGUCUCCUUGCUUGCUGUUUUUUUUAUUCUUUGAAAAUAGAUAUAUCUUUAAGUACAAAUAUACCGAACGUGCUCAUAUAUUAUUAAUUUAUUCUAGAUACAAGCUAUGGGAACUCUUUAUUUUAAAAAAUAAAUUAUUUUUAGGAAACACAGUAAUCGGUAAAAGCUGCAAUGUUGAUCAGGACAUGUUAACUCGUAGUAUUUGUAUUAGAACUUCAGCACUGCUAGCCAGCUGUAUUGUGAUUUAUUAUGCCAUGGCGCUAUAUCAAAUUGUGAUGUUCAUGUAUUCCUCAAUGAAUACGAGCAAGACUUAAUUUUUCAGUCCUCACACCAUUUCUUCUUGUUAUUAAAAUAUUAUUAAAGAUCAGAGUUCUGUUCCUAAGCUCUGGCUUAUGCAGAGGAUUUUUAGAAAUAUUUAUAACAACUUUUUGUUGUUGUCAUCGGAGUUUUUCAUUAGGACACUUGGAUUAAAGACAAUUUAGCCAAUAAAGGUGAUAACAACAGUCUUAAUACCUAAAGACAAUAUAUGUCAGCGCAUUCAUACGUUUGAAUGAAUUAACAAAAGCGUUUUACAAAUCCCGAAGCCACUUGAAAGACAAUUAAUUGUUAAACUUUUAACUUCAAAUACCUUGGCAAGUUGUAUUUAACAGACGUACGGGUUCUUUUACCAGUUCCGUAGGUGAACGUUUAUCCCAUGGGAUGUGCAGCUCACAACUGACUAUGUUUUCUGACCGAGUAUAGUGGGAAAUGAUGUUUAAAAGAAUGCAGCUAAGGCUGCUCUAGAUCAAAUUUUAGCUUAUAAACAGCGGGCUGAAUUAGGUGAUCAUUUUCUAAGCAGUUCCUCUGCUUGAGAAUCGAUGGCGCGUUGUGGCCCGACACCCCCAUUUUAUCCCGACAAAUCACCUUGCCACGGGAAUCAGGUGGCGCGCCUGAUCUUGUCCGUGACAAGCAGGAGCAGUUUCUGAAGCAAGUGCUGUUGCCUCUUGCUAAUCGCCCCACUUCUCAGUGCUGGGCUCUCCGCCCGCUUCUGGUACCGUGGCUUUUGGACUUCACUCGGAGGGACCCGCGCAAAUCAAGCAUGCUGGGGCGCGGAGGCGGCUCCGUGACGCGGCGGGCGCAGGCGCCGGUGAUGGCGCGCACCGCGUUCGUGCUGGGUUCGCUGCAAACAGAAGAACGUUUCGCUGGGUUUUGUCCAGGUCUGGAAGCUGCUUCUGAAGUUGAUAUUCGGGGCUUUAAUCUUUUGUGCUCCUUGCUUUUAAAGUAACGUUUAAUGCGUACUUAAGAGAGUGAAAAUUGCACUCAGGAGGGAAGGUAGCUGUAGGAAUAACAAGAUGAGGGUCGUUCCUCCGGAUGUGCGUAGGCCCGUAACGUCACGUUCGGUUUGACUGCAAAUCUUCUGAAUUCAGUUUGGUCUCAAUACCGCAGACGUCUCUGAAACGCCCCAGAAUCUCGUUCCUUUACUGACGUAACCGUGCUUAGAACAAUAUUGCUAGUAGUGUUACUUUAUAGCAUACUGAUUGGGGUAAGUUAGGGCUUUCCUGAGUCGUUUUUUUCUUUUCAGAAUGUAUGAAAUGUGUCCUCUGCUAUAUUUUGUUUUCCAGGUUCAGUGCUUACGAAGCCUGUCCUUGAUUCCACAGUCUUAAUUUUUUUUUUAAACCAAAGCUAAUUGGAGACGACAAAGGAAAAAAAAAUAAAUGCAUAUUUUGUAAAAUGCUAUUUAUACAAAUCUGUUUUCGCUCCUAAAAAUCUGUACUUUAAAAUUAGGCUGUAUUACCCCGAUUGGCAUUAAUACACGUUUGGAUAUGUGGCGUUCUGCCGUCACGUAUUUCGUUGCAGCUCCCCCUCCUUCCUUCAAAUGGUGGUUCUACAGAGAGUACCAAGGCUGCAAGAGACUCUAACAUAGCUGAUUUUAACUCUGGGGGAAGUAAGUUCCCGCUGUCUUUAAAAUGAUGCCAAAAAGAGAGUGUAUUAUUUGAAGAGUCGUAAUUUGAAUAAGCUUUGUAAGAUUGUUAUGCAAGGCCAAUUUAUUUUAUAUAGAAAAAUAAUGGUACGUCUUUAAAAAUAAAGGGACAUUUUAAUAAUGUUAUUAAAUACAUGUAAGAAAUUAACAUGGAGAAAGAGCUGGAAACGCUACUUUGUAUUGAAAUUUGGGUUAAGAUCUCUCAUUUGUGGAAUCCAUUUAAGAGGUUAAGAGAAACACUGUAAUUGAAUCCACGUAGAGAAUUUUGCUAAAAGGUAGAAAUAAUUUAAAAAAUGUUACUAAGAGCGUGUCACCCCUUUCUUCCUUUGGAAGUUGUGAAACUGGGAGCAGCAUUGGCUUGGUCUCGGUAACGUUUAGCAGACCUGCCUUUCCCCCUCAGAUGUCGUGGCAGUGAGUUACUACCUGGCCUAGGUCGUACGGGCACCUGCUGCUGGACACUAUUACUGGCUUCUCCAGAGUCAGUAUUUGCAAGGUCUGCCCAUAAAUGUCACGCACCGACGAUCGUAUGGCCUUACCAAUAUUUCCUGAAAAAUAGAAUGUAAUUAAAUUUAAUGCCACAGACCCCUUUGAUAUUAAUUCUACUCUGUAUAAGCAGUAGAAAAUCCAUAUAGGGAGAAAAUAUAUUGUACAGUACAGAAUAAUAUAUUUUGCCAAUGAUACAAAAACAGAGCAAGGAGAAAGAAGCACAUCUGUAAUAGCACAAAUUUACAGCAAUUCCGCUGUCGCAUUUGGCAUUGCAUUUUUGAAAGAAGGGGGCAGAUAUUUUGAUCCAGCGUCAAUGGAGUUAUUGCAUUUUUGAUCAGUUUAACUGGCUGCCUUCAGCGGUUUAUUUCUAAGCCUUGCAUUUUGCAUACGUGAUUGAUUUUUCGAUAACAUCUAUUCCUUCCAUACUAAUUAAUGAAAAAAAACCACCCAAACCAAAAAACCUUUUAAAAUUAGCAAGUCCGCUGCAUUCAUUUCUGCUAAUUUCCUCCUCAAAGCCAAAAUUACACGGAUAACUUCAAAUUUUGGCCAAUGUCUAGAUUUUGGCGUAUGACUGAUGACUAUACCGCGAAUACGCUGGUAGCCCAAGGUCUGGAACGAAAUAUCCCAGUGAACAAGUUCUUGGGCUACAGAGCUGCUUGCUUUCGUGUGUGGGGACGGGGAGGUGGGGGAGAGAAGAAUGUUACACCGCGAGAGCUGUGUCCACCCAAAACUUCCACUGAUAUUGCUGAGAAUUUAAAACAUAAAGUAAGCUUCAGGAGAGCAUGCUUAGGCCCAAGGUGUAUUUAUGGUUGAAACACGCCCGAUUCUCCUCUCGUGCGGGGAGAGAGAAAAGUCAGUGACGUUGUACAGGAACAGCACAGGAAGAGAAGCAAAAGGCAAAUUGUAUGUGCGCGUGAGAAACAGAGGGGUGAAGAAGGAAGGUGAAAACAGUCAUUCCAACUGCAAACUAUGGACCUUGGGCUUCUCGGAUCCCAGAAAAUCUCUGUUUCUCACCCAAACUGGUUCCCAGUGACAGCUUGGCAGCGAUACCUCCGGCCUCACUGGGAGCCAGUUCAGAGCCACGCUGGUGAAGACAUUACUGCCUUUACCAAAAAAGAAAAAAAAACCACCAAACCCCAACCCCACAAAUCUCUGUUUCCUGCUGAUUUGCCCCUUUCUGGUUUUACUUCUAUAGAUACUGUAUGUGUAGCAUUCUACAAGGCAUGCUGGGUAAAAUAUACUAUGCAAAUGUGUACAGUGUUGCAUGCUCUGCUCUCCCUCUGCUUUUAGUGGCUUUCAGAGAAAAAAAAAGUGUCGUUAUUUUUGUGAUCAGAAUCAUUUAAAAAAGAAAA